AUGAGUAGUACAGAAGUACACAACGAGAAAGACGAAAAAGCUGAUGCAUCAAAUAUAGAGCUUCAUUCUGUUUCUGAAGAGCUCAAGGAUGAGAAGAACAUAGACCUUGGAGUCAAGUUUUUAUUACAACAUCCCGAAUAUGCUGACUACUCACCUGAAGAGGCUAAAAGAGUUUUAUGGAAGAUUGAUUUACUUCUCAUGCCCAUUAUGACUAUUAUUGUCUUAUUAGCAGCGGCUGACAAAAUCCUUAUUUCUAAUGCUGCUGUAUAUGGUAUGAAAGAAGAUGCUCAUCUAGUGGGUUCACAAUAUUCCUGGCUAGGAUCAAUUUUUUACUUUGGUUAUUUGGUGAUGGAAUACCCAGCAAACUAUUUACUUCAAAAACUACCUGUCGUUAAAACAUUAUCAAUUUCAUUUAUUUUUUGGAACAUCAUUUUAAUGUGCAUGGCCGCGGGGAAAAGCUUUGGCUCAUUAGCUGCAAUGAGGUUCUUGUUAGGUAUGGGCGAGUCAUUCUUAUUUCCUGCCAUGACCGUUAUUACUUCAAUGUUUUAUACGAAGGCUGAACAACCAUUGAGAACUUCUAUCUGGUUCUCUGGUUUUUCGUCAAUUAUAACCGGUGUUCUUUCUUAUGCUUUAGGUCAUUCAAGUGCACACAUUGAUAAAUGGAGACUUCUUUUCUUGGUCUUUGGUGCUAUUACUUUGUUUUUCACUAUAAUAAUGUAUUUUAUUCUUCCUGAUUCGCCCAUGUCAUGUCGAUACUUUACUGAUAAAGAAAAAUAUAUCGCAAUCCAUAGAACACAGCUCAAUAGGACUGGUAUCAAAAAUACCGAAUUUAAAAGAGAUCAGCUAAUAGAAGCACUUUUGGAUUGGAAGACUUGGGUGAUGUGCAUCUUCGUGUUGAGCAUCAACAUCAGCAAUGGAGGAUUGGUUACUUUUGCGGCACAAAUUGUUUCUGGACUCGGCUAUUCGCCACUUAGAACAACUUUAUUGGGCAUGCCGACUGGUGUCUUUAUGGCAAUUAGCGGAUGGCUAAUUGCAAUACCAAGUAAAUAUUCACCCAAAAGAUUUAGGACUGUUAUAACUGCUAUAGUAUGUAUCUGUCCAAUAGUUUGCUGCAUUUUAAUGAUGAAGGUAACCAAUAACCAUUCUCGUUUGGCUGCGUACUACUUUUUCUACUUUUACUGGGGACCUUAUGUGAGCAUGAUCACUUUAUCAAUAGCUAACACAUCGGGUCAUACAAAGAAGACGGUCGUGAAUGCUGCUGAUUUCCUUACAUACUGUGUGGCAAACAUUAUUGCACCACAAUUUUUUAUUCCAAGCCAAGCCCCUAGCUAUCCCACAGGCUAUAAUGCUAUCUUGGGUUUCACUGCAGUUGCUUUAGUGACUAUUUUGAUAUAUGGUGUCGGUUGUGCUAUAGAGAAUAAUAGAAGAGAAAAGACGUUCGGUCCUGCUUCUGAGAACUUCGAUAGUAAUGCAGAUGCUUUGGAUUUAACAGACAAGCAGAAGGAACGUUACUUUAGAUACUGUUGGUAA
Molecule: messenger RNA, 1530 nt
Organism: Priceomyces carsonii
Lineage: Eukaryota; Fungi; Ascomycota; Pichiomycetes; Serinales; Debaryomycetaceae
Exons: 1
Coding region: 1-1530 (509 amino acids)
Biological process (GO): transmembrane transport
Cellular component (GO): membrane
Molecular function (GO): transmembrane transporter activity
Source: RefSeq, a predicted model, not a curated record